This is a messenger RNA of Fraxinus pennsylvanica, 1527 nucleotides long. Lineage: Eukaryota; Viridiplantae; Streptophyta; Magnoliopsida; Lamiales; Oleaceae. The record is from the annotation of a GenBank genome assembly.
AUGGAGAGUAAGAAAAUCAUAGCCAUAUGCCAAUCGGGAGGUGAAUUUGUGGUGAACGAAGAUGAUGAGUCUGUGUCUUACACUGGUGGGGAAGCUUAUGCUCUGGACCUCGAUCAGCAGACACAAUUGAAAGAUUUCAAGCACGAACUCUCCGAGACUUUUCAAUGCAACCUUAAUGGUAUGACAAUCAAGUAUUUUCUUCCUGGAAACAGAAAGACCUUGAUUACUAUAUCCAAAGAUAAGGACUUCCAGCGUAUGGUGAACUUCUUCAAAGAUUCUGACCAAGUUGAGAUAUAUGUAAUCUCAGAAGAAGUUGCUGCUGUUCAGAUUAUGUCCAACAUGCCUGCCAGUAGGUCAAGCAGAACAACUUCAUCAGAGGCAGUGAUUCCUUCUGAUGACCCUAUGGCUAUUAUGCAAGAUGAUGAUGCAAUUGUUUUGAAUGAGCCUAUUGAAAUUGCACCACUGGACGUGUCUAGUUUUAGCACUGAAGAGAGGCAUCGGAGAGCAGCUACCCAAUGGGAGAACAUCAUCACUGAUUUCCAGAAAGGCUUAACAGAGUCAUUGCUUGAUAUAUUUGGCAAAGAGUGCUAUCAUGGUUAUUGUUUACGAUAUCUUGCUGAAAAACUUAAUAAAGAUCUGAAAGGACUUUCACACGAUGCAAGACGUCUAUUGGUUCAAGAUUUUUAUGCAGCUGCUUAUGCACCAAAACUCGAUGCUUUCGAGCGCUGUGUUGAAAAUAUAAAAGCUAUCUCAGCUGAAGCUUAUGAUUGGGUCAUUAGAAGCGAACCAGACCACUGGGCUAAUGCAUUUUUUGGUGGUGCAAGAUAUAACCAUAUGACAUCCAACUUUGGUCAACAACUCUACUGUUGGGUGUCUGAGGUGGAUGAGUUUCCAAUAACUCAGAUGGUUGAUGUAUUACGUGGUAAAAUUAUGGAAUUGAUCUAUAGAAGACGACUUGAAUCCAGUGAGUGGGUUACAAGGUUGACCCCAUGUAUGGAGGAGAAGCUUCAGAACGAGUCAUCAAAAGCACAUUCACUUCAUGUAUUACUCUCUCAUGGUAGCAUAUUUGAAGUUCGUAGUGAAUCCGUUGUUGACAUGGUUGACAUUGAUAACUGGGAUUGUAGUUGCAGAGGAUGGCAGCUUACAGGAUUGCCUUGCAUUCAUGCUAUUGCUGUUUUUGAAUGUAUUGGUAGGAGCCCAUAUGACUAUUGCUCCGGAUACUUCAUGACUGAAAGUUACCGCUUAACUUACUCAGAGUCAAUCAACCUAAUACCAAAUGUGGAUAAACCAGAACUGAGGAUAGGAAUUAUAGUAACUCCUCCACCUACUAAACGUCCACCAGGCCGACCAAAGCUGAAAUCUGCAGAGUCGAUGAACUUCAUUAAACGCCAGCUCCAGUGUAGCAAGUGCAAGGGCCUGGGCCACAAUAAGAAAACGUGCAACAAGGUGAACAUGCUUGAAGAACCAGAGCCCCAUACCCCAAUUUUGACAGGACUGAUCGCUGAUAAACCUGAAGGAAGAACUUGA